This is a messenger RNA of Elgaria multicarinata webbii, 2944 nucleotides long. RefSeq names its product SPG7 matrix AAA peptidase subunit, paraplegin (gene SPG7). Gene Ontology annotation, biological process: mitochondrial protein processing. The record is from RefSeq and is a predicted model, not a curated record. Gene Ontology annotation, molecular function: metalloendopeptidase activity; ATP-dependent peptidase activity; ATP hydrolysis activity. Lineage: Eukaryota; Metazoa; Chordata; Lepidosauria; Squamata; Anguidae. Gene Ontology annotation, cellular component: membrane; m-AAA complex. The coding region runs from base 127 to 2484 and encodes 785 amino acids. The transcript is spliced from 17 exons.
GCUGCCAGGCUUCAAGAUGGCGGGGGCCGCCUCCGCCGCAGCCUUUUCCUCAGCGCUUUCUCGCUCGGCCUGGGCCUGGAUUCGGCCCUCCGCCCCGAGGGGCUGAAUAACCCAGGAUCUGGGAGUAUGACCGGGGCGGCCUCGCUGCUGUGGCUCCUCCGGGGGAGCCGCUGCGCAUUGCGGCCCAGGGCUUUCUCUGCGGCCGGCCGCCGGGCUCUGCGCAGCGGCUGGCCCAGGACUCCCAAGGAGGGCGGCGGCGGCGGCGAAGGCCUGGAGAGCCUGCUGUCACAACUGCUUUCUCCCAAAUCUGGAGGACUUGCUCAGUCUGUAGUGAAAAGAAACUCUCUCCCCUUCCAACUCUGGAAACUUCUGGGUGGCACUUACUAUUUUUCUACCUCUGGCUCUCGGCGCAAUGGCAGCAGUGGCGAAGGGUCCAAAGGGAAGUCCCCAGAGGAAGAUGAGGAGGAAAAGAGACGCCGGGAGAGGGAAGACCAGAUGUAUCGGGAACGUUUGAGGACCCUCAUCAUCAUUGCUGUCAUCAUGAGCCUGCUGAACUCCGUGAACAUUAGCGGGGGCAACAUAUCCUGGAACGAUUUUGUGCACGAGAUGCUGGCAAAAGGGGAAGUGCAGCGAGUUCAGGUGGUACCAGAGAGCGAAAUUGUGGAAAUCUACUUGCAUCCAGGGGCAGUUGUGUUUGGACGGCCUAGGUUUGCCCUAAUGUACAGAAUGCAGGUAGCAAACAUUGACAAGUUUGAGGAGAAGUUGCGGGCAGCUGAGGAAGAGCUCAACAUUGACCUGAAGGACAGGAUCCCCGUCUCCUACAAGCGCACCGGCUUCUUUGGAAACGCCCUCUACUCGCUGGGCAUGGCUGCUGUGGGUGUCGGCAUCCUGUGGUACAUAUUUCGCCUGGCUGGGAUGGCAGGAAGGGAAGGCGGCUUCAGUGCCUUUAACCAGCUGAAAAUGGCUCGCUUCACCAUCGUGGAUGGCAAAUCUGGGAAAGGGAUCAGUUUUAAGGAUGUAGCAGGACUGCAUGAGGCCAAAGUGGAGGUCAGGGAAUUUGUGGAUUACCUGAAGAGCCCAGAGCGCUACCUGCAGCUUGGGGCCAAAGUACCCAAAGGUGCCCUCUUGCUCGGACCACCAGGCUGUGGCAAGACUUUGUUGGCCAAAGCGGUAGCUACUGAGGCACAGGUGCCGUUCCUGGCGAUAGCUGGCUCUGAGUUUGUGGAGGUGAUCGGAGGACUUGGGGCGGCUCGUGUGCGGAGCCUCUUCAAGGAAGCCCGGGCCCGGGCCCCCUGCAUCGUUUACAUCGAUGAAAUAGAUGCGGUGGGGAAGAAGCGUGCCACAAAUAUGUCUGGCUUCUCCAGUACAGAGGAAGAGCAAACCUUAAACCAGCUGCUGGUAGAAAUGGACGGCAUGGGGACGACAGAUCACGUCAUAGUGCUAGCAUCCACCAACCGGGCAGAUAUCUUGGAUAACGCACUCAUGAGACCCGGGAGGCUGGACCGUCACAUUUUUAUUGAUCUACCCACUCUGCAGGAGAGGAGAGAGAUCUUCGAGCAGCACUUGAAGGGUCUGAAGCUAUCCCAGGCCGGCAGUUUUUAUUCCCAGCGCCUGGCCGAGCUCACUCCGGGGUUCAGUGGAGCUGACAUAGCCAACAUCUGCAACGAGGCCGCUCUUCACGCUGCAAGGGAGGGUCAUAAAUCCAUCGAUACGUUCAACUUUGAGUAUGCGGUGGAGAGAGUCAUUGCAGGAACGGCCAAAAAGAGCAAGAUCCUGUCCCAGGAGGAGCGGAGAAUCGUGGCAUUUCACGAGUCAGGUCAUGCUCUGGUCGGCUGGCUGCUGGAGCACACCGAGGCCGUGUUGAAGGUUUCCAUAGCUCCUCGCACGAAUGCUGCCUUGGGCUUUUCCCAGAUCCUGCCGAAGGACCAAUACCUCUUUACCACGGAUCAGCUCUUUGAGCGGAUGUGCAUGGCCCUGGGAGGGAGAGUUUCAGAAGCCAUCACCUUCAAUAAAGUCACUACAGGGGCACAGGACGACCUGAGGAAAGUAACCAAGAUUGCCUAUUCCAUGGUGAAGCAAUAUGGAAUGGCGCCCAAUGUUGGGCACCUCUCCUUCCCAGACCUGGAAAAUGCCCCGGGGAUUGGGCGGCGUCCCUUCAGCCAGGGGCUCCAGCAAGUUAUGGACCACGAAGCUAAAAUGCUGGUGGCCCGAGCCUACAGACGCACGGAGAAGCUGCUGCUGGAGAAUCGGGAGAAACUGAAGGCGCUGGUUAAUGCCCUCCUGGAGAAGGAAGUGAUCAACUAUGAUGACAUUGAAGCCCUGAUUGGGCCUCCCCUGCACGGGCCCAAGAAAAUGAUCUCUCCUCAGAGCUGGAUUGACGACGAGAGAGACAAGCAAGACACAGGAGACGAAGAGCCACCCCAGCAGUCCCACGGCCAAGAGGAGGAGGAGGAGGAGGAGGAACCCAACCUGAGACCUGUUUGAAGCCAGUUCGUGAUGCGGAGUGAGCUAGAGGCUUCCUUUCUGAACUAACUGUGCAAGAAGAGUCCCUCCUCGCCUGCGUUGGCCGUGCUGAUGGAAUUCUGUGAUGGGAUAUGCAGUUAGGGUUUGGCUUUCCUUGCUCUGAGAACGAGUGAGAGCAGAGUGGGAUGUCUGAGGUCGUCAACAGGACUUAUGCACCGUUACCAUCUUCAAGGCUCAUUUGGGAAGGCCCCCUGCACCUCUGGGUCACCUUAUUAUUCACCUGAGACAGGAGUGUGUGCAGUCAUUCUGGGCAGGGCCUGGUCCUCAUGGGACAGCAGCUGCUGUUCUCUGCUUUGUGUUACUUUUUGGUAGUGGCAUAUGCCCGAGAUCCCUCAAUUGUCCUAACAGCGGCAAUGAUGUAACUACAGGCCCCCAAUAUACCCAUGUUUUUGGUACCAGGGCCUUUCUCUUUUGCACACGU